CACACCAUAAAAUUCCACUAUCAUCAAGAAUCCCCCCCUUCCAAAAAAAAAAAAAAUCUAUUCUUCUAAUAAUAAUAAUAAAACACACAAUUUAUAUGAUAAUGACCCAAUCUCUCACUCUCAUUGCAGAUCUCACAAUGGCGGAGCACCCGGCCCUGGUACCUCUCCCCCAGUCGGAAAACCUGGAUGACUAUGCUGACGGAGUGACUUACCAAGACAACGCUACUUUCACGAACUCUACGGAUUUCGAUGACAUCUUACAUCUUAUCAUCGAUGACCCGAAUGACCUCAGGUGGCCGUGGAAGACCAUUCCGUUCUUCUAUCUGUACAUAACGACCUACGUCACCACGCUGUUCUUCGGUAUAAUGGGCAACGUCGCCGUGAUCGUUUUAAUGGCUGGUGAUCGCAAAUCUCGCAACACAACCAACAUGUUCCUCGUCUCCCUCUCCAUGGCUGACCUGCUCAUGCUAGUCCUCUGCGUGCCUCUGGAAACCGUCUACUUCUUCGUUGUGUUGUGGGAUUCAGGAGGUGCCGCCUGCAAGAUGGCAAAUUAUUUUAUGACUCUCUCCUUCACUGCAAGUGUUCUUAACCUCACUGCGGUUAGUCUUGAGAGAUUCAUCGUGAUCGUGUUCCCGAUGAGGUCACGUUCCCUCUGCACGAUGAGUAACUGUCGACGCUCAGUUCUAUUCGUGUGGUUCAUUUCCCUGCUGCUGGCCUGUCCUGUCUUCUGGGUUAUGGAACUGGACACAGUGAACUACACCAACUCCUCCCGCACCGUCUGGUUCACGGCCUACUACUGCAAGCGUAUGAGUUCCCUCGUAUUCCUCACGUACCAGCUUCUCGUCCUUUUCGUGGUACCUGCCAUUCUCAUGAUCGUCUUCUACACGGUCGUUAUCAGGGAACUCUGGAGGUCGACGAAGAAUAUCAAGGCUCUUACCAACGCAAAUAGGAGCGGUUCCUCCGGUGCCGAAAGCUAUUACCUCAAGGUCACGGGAGGAGACGCCCUCGGAGCCGGCCGUGCCAUGGGCGCUGUGGGCGUGAGGAAUGGGCGUAUGGGCGGCGGCGACUCGGCCUAUAACAGCUCCGCCUCGCUCUACGUCCCUUAUGCUGCUAACAGGUCCCGCACGCCCUCUCCUGGUGGGCGUGUCAAGCGUCACCGUGAGAAGGGCGAGGAUGUCAAGAAGGCCAGGAAGCAGGUAAUCAAGAUGCUUAUCGUGGUGGUGGUUCUGUUCCUGCUGUGUUGGGGCCCGAAGCUCGUCAUGCAGAUGUGCAUUACCCUUGGACUGCGGCAGUUUAAUCAGGUGUUCUACAACUUCAACAUCGUGUUCGUCUUGCUCCCCUUCAUCCACUGCUGCAUCAACCCGAUCAUCUACUGCUUCAUGUCCAAAAACUUCCGCCGGUCCAUGAAACGCAUGUUUGGCAGCCCGUGGCGCUCCUGCCAACGCCGAGGCUGCUGCCCGACCCGCCGCCCACCGCCUGCCAACCUCCUGAACAGGGUUGUUACUCGAAGCAUUUACUCGUCCUACUCUCCCGAGGGAACGUCCCGCCACACCGACCUGGAGACGGUCUCGACCAUGUAAGCGCGUAAGGGAAGAGAAGGAGAUGAUGAUGAUGAUGAUGAUGAGACAUAAAGAAGGAGGUUAAGAUGAGGAAUGAGGUUAAUCAUUAGGAGAAGAAUGACAGCUCUUCCGCUUUUGAGAAAGAGGAAGGGGUUAUGAAGCGGCCCGAAGUCACGUGAUGAAAAAUGGCGGACGGCAUUCGAGUCUAAAAGGAAUGUUGGAAAAGCGAUGACCUAAUCCUCCUCAAAUCUCUCUUUCAGUUAAAGAUAGUCCAUCCUGCCAACAAAGAUGUCCCUUGAAACGGACAGACUGACAACUUUGUUCUCCAUUGGUGGAUCUGCCAACUGCUGCGGUCAAAAUGGCUGUCAAAUAUUGGCCACAGGAGCUGGUAAACGUUACUCCCGUUGAGCACGGAAGCUGCACAGACGGAAGGCGGCGUUGCGAGGUGUUCGAGCUUUUCGUUGAUGGAAGCG
Messenger RNA from Penaeus monodon (black tiger shrimp), 2032 nucleotides. Its product is annotated as galanin receptor 2b-like. Gene Ontology annotation, cellular component: plasma membrane. Gene Ontology annotation, biological process: G protein-coupled receptor signaling pathway. The coding region runs from base 96 to 1580 and encodes 494 amino acids. The record is from RefSeq and is a predicted model, not a curated record. Lineage: Eukaryota; Metazoa; Arthropoda; Malacostraca; Decapoda; Penaeidae. The transcript is spliced from 8 exons. Gene Ontology annotation, molecular function: neuropeptide Y receptor activity.